Betta splendens (Siamese fighting fish) is the source of this 2132-nucleotide messenger RNA. It is a transcript of the gene rassf7a, whose product is annotated as Ras association domain family member 7a. The transcript has 6 exons. The coding region runs from base 534 to 1871 and encodes 445 amino acids. Gene Ontology annotation, biological process: signal transduction. The record is from RefSeq and is a predicted model, not a curated record. NCBI's taxonomy places the organism in Eukaryota, Metazoa, Chordata, Actinopteri, Anabantiformes, Osphronemidae.
GAGAGAGAGAGCGGACUGACAGGGAGGGUGCGUUUCAGUGUGGCUGAGACACAGAGAGGAGGAGGAGGAGGGGUGUAGACAGAGAGACGGUGGAGAGAGAGAGAGAGAGAGCGAAAGCGAGAACUCCACAGCGUCUCAGAUCUUGGCUGUGGGAAGGACACCCAGGAGAAGUGCAUUCCUGAGGCAGCAAUCGGGAGCGGGGACGCGUCGCGACAUCCUCUCCGACCACGUCUGGCUGCCUCCGACCUCUGCCGGACUCUUCACACACACACACACACAUACAUGCACGGCCGCUGCCUCACACACACACACACACACACACACACACACCAGCGGCACAACCGGCUCGGCCGCUCUGCGAGAAGUGGAGGAUUUCCCUGACAGACGCGGGGGAAGACGAGAGGAAAUUAAACGCGGAGGAGCUCGUCUCAGCCGGAGCUGAGUCAGUGCCAUGCAGCGUUGACCUGAGUCAAGCCAGGCUGAAGUGAUUCGCUUUGAAGACCAUCUUACCCAUUCACUCUGCCCGGUCCCAGAUGGAGCUCAAAGUGUGGGUGGACGGGGUGGUGCGGGUGGUGUGCGGCCUGUCUGAGGAGACGUCCUGCCAGGAUGUGGUCAUAGCUCUGGCGCAGGCCAUCGGUCAGACAGGCCGUUAUGUUCUGAUCCAGCGUCUUAGGGACACAGAGAGGCAGCUGCUGGCCACAGAGAAGCCUCUGGAGUCUCUGGCUAAGUUAGGCCAACAUGGAGGUGAAGUUCAGUUCUUCCUCCGCCGCACUGGCCCGAGCAGCAGCGACGGACCUGGCUCAAAACCGGACAGAUCGACCCCCCCACCUUUGCCAAAGCAUCCUGAGCCCGGGCCUUUAAAAUGCAAGCCUAAGAAGGCGCUCACCUUUAACCUGGGACCAUCCACCUCCCCUAGAACCAAAGUUAAACAGUUUAAUAGGUCUCCUCUGGACUCCUCAGACCUGAGAGUCUCCCCCUCCUCCUCCCCUAGCCCUGUUUCACCUCAUGCGUCACCCUUCUCUCCCUCCCCAUCCAUGGGCCCAUCCAAAGAAGAGGUCUUUCGGAAGGUCCUUCAACAACAGGAGAAGCUAAGCUCCAUGGAGGCCCAGUUGGAAACCCUUGAGAAGGAGUCGAGGACCUGGGAGCGCUCCUACCCAUCUCCCUGUCCCUCGCCAGUCUCCGAUGCCCGUUUGCAGGAAGAGAUGGGCGCCCUGGAGCAGGCAAUUUGGAGGAACCAGGCGGAGCUCGCCCACGAGCAGCACUGGGAGAGCGAGCUUCAAGCCGAGGCGGAGAGCGAGCGCGCCAUGAGGAGGAAGCUGGGGGAGCUGCACGCGAAGCUGGACGAGUGCGGGCGGCGGCUCCACGAGUUCUCGGUGCGCUCCGCCCAGCUGGAGCAGGAGAUCCAGCGGGAGAGCCAGGCGGAGGUGAAGGCCGGCAAGCCCGAGGAGCCCCUCGAGGCGGUGAAGGCGCAGCUCCAGAGCCAGGAGAGACAGGGGACCGAGCUGGAGCAGCAGCUGUCAGAGACGGUGGCGGCUCUGGGGAAGGCAGAGUCUCUGCUGAAGGACCAACAGGACAUGAUGGAGGAGCUGAAUAAGGAGCUGAGGCAGUGCAACCUGCAGCAGUUCAUCCAGCAGACGGGGGUCCUGCCGGCACACACCCACUCACGCACCGAGCUUCAGGAGCAACUGGAGCAGUUAGAUCUAACACACCUGCUGCAAGAUGGAUACAAGAACGGAAGUCGCAGCGUGACUCCAGUGGAAUCGCCCCCUCGGCCGACUGCCAAACAGUUCCUGGGGCAUCCGCGCAACCUGCAAAACCCUCUAGUGUCCAGUCUCAACCCCGAGGUCCUGACAUCCCGAGAAUCAUCAUGAAGUUAAAACACGGACCACAGGCCAAAGGACACUUGUUCACUGUUCUGUCACACUCGCUUCUUAUUUAACCCCUUUGUUUGUAACUGUUAUUAUUCAAUCUGCAAUUAUAUACUUGUAUAUACAUGAGACAAAUAUAUUUACAGAGUUUUGCUACUGUAAACACUGCAAAUAUCUGUAUGAAAUGUAAAAUAACUUAGGAGCCUUUUACUUAGAGAAUUAUGUAUUUAAGUAUAAUAAAACUGUGUAUUGUCUUUUAGCUAA